Messenger RNA from Labrus bergylta (ballan wrasse), 7271 nucleotides. It is a transcript of the gene mroh1, whose product is annotated as maestro heat-like repeat family member 1. Gene Ontology annotation, cellular component: cytoplasm. Lineage: Eukaryota; Metazoa; Chordata; Actinopteri; Labriformes; Labridae. The record is from RefSeq and is a predicted model, not a curated record.
CAUGACCAGGCGUGUUUACACCUGCAGUGACUCAAAGAUACACACGGCAAAGGCAGGGGAACCUUAUCUCUGAACCGAAGGAAGAAGAAGAAGAAGAAGAAGAGGUUUUCGUGAGAGACUGUUGUUAAGCUGGGACUUGGUCCAAGCAUCAUCUUCCCAACGCUUUCCCUGUAACAAAGCUGCAUCCUCGGCCACUCUCCAGGAAGCAAACCCUCUCCGUCCACCAUGGACAACACAGAUGUAGAACAGGUGACCCUGGCUCUACUAGAUGCGGCCACUGACAAAGAUUCAGAGGUGCAGGAACAGGUCAGAAAAUCUAUGUUGACCUUGGGAAAACAGCAGCCUGACAGAGUGCUGGCCAUGUGUCAGGACUACCUUCUGAAACACCCAAAGAAUAAGUCCUUCAUCAAGUCAUCGACCAACAAAAUUGAAAACUAUUACUUGGCAGUGAGCCACAGAGUUGUGAUUCUUCAGACUAUCGAGCUGAUUGUGGGCUGCAGGAUAGAGGGGAUCAGUAACUCGAGGAUAAAGAGCAUCAUCUCUCUUGCCUCAGAGGAGAUGACGCGAUCGAAGGAUGUCAUCCCUGAUUGGCAGCAGGCAGCCAGUAAUAUCUUGGUUGCUGUGGGUAACAAGCACAUCAAUGACAUCAUGGAGGAGAUACUGAGCAAGUUUCAGCCAGGGCUCAUACCUCACUUCUUUGUGGUCCAGACACUAGCCAACCUUUCUGACUCCAACGUCUAUGGCAUGGUACCAUUCUUGAAUGCUAUUCUAGGCACCAUGCUGCCCAUGCUGGGCAUGGCCAAACAGGACAACAUGAAGUGGGUCUUCUCCUCAGCUCUGUGUCAUUUCAGUGACAGUAUCUUAGAGUACCUCGCCAACCUGGACAAAGCUCCAGACCCCACAGUCAGAAAGGACACCUUCUCCAGUGAAAUCUAUGCUGCUUUCGAAAUCCUGUUCAAUUCGUGGCUGCAAAGCAGGGAGUCCAAGUUGAGGCUAACAGUAGCUGAGGCAGUGGGCUCCAUGUGCCAUCUGAUGGCCAGCGAUAAACUGGAGGAGCAGAUUCCAAAACUGAUUCCUGCCAUCUUGUCCCUGUACAAGAAAAACAACGAGCACUAUGUCAUUAGCAAGAGUCUUUGUCAAGUGCUUGAUGCGUCUCUCAACAUGGGCAGCAGGGUGCUAGAGACACAACUGGACUGUCUGCUCUUUGCACUGCACCAACAGGUGUCCGCCCCUGUUGACUACAGCAACCCUCCUACUGUAAAGAACCACAACGAAGUCCUGCGCUGCUUCAGCUUACUAGCCAAUGCCUUCCCAGACCGGCUAGUGAUGUUUGUUCUUCAGAAGCUGGAGAACAGUAAUGAGCGCAGCAGGGUGGGCUCCCUGGCUGUCCUACGUCACCUCAUCAACUCUAGCACUUCCACGAUGGAGAGUAAGAAGCUGCUCAUCCUGGCCAGCAUCAGACAACCAAUGGCUGACCACAGCAACAAGGUGAAGAAGCGAGUGGUCCAGGUGAUCAGUGCGAUGGCUCAUCAUGGCUACCUGGAGUUAGAAGGAGGGGAAUUACUGGUUCGAUUCAUAGUUCAACACUGUGCCUUACCUGACACGUAUCAGCGAGGUCAGAAGCCCACAGACCCAGAGGAGGUCACUAACGAGGCACUGAGGACAAUGUGUGACAACACCUUACACCUCCUGACCACCACCGUUGGACGACUUGCUGACGUGCUGUGGCCAAAGCUGCUGUACUAUCUGACCCCUGCACAGUACAGCAAUGCCACCACUCCUCUGUGUAAGAGUCUCAUAGUGCUGGGCACUAAGAAGAAAAAUAGUCAGGAGCCCAGCUUCAACAUAGACUUCACACAAGAAGUUAAUCUUCCCUCUCCUCAAACUCUAAUGAUCAGGCUGCUGUUGAAUGCAGCAUUCCCGUUUCAUGGCAGAGGUCAUGGAGCUCCGUCCCUCUCCCUCCUUCAAAUCCUCAGCAUUAACAUUCACCCCAACACAGAGAUUCUCUGGGAGAAGGAGAUACCGCCUCUACUUUCAGUGAUAGAGGAGUCGACCUCAGAGAGUCUGGACAAGAAGCACUGGGAUGAAAAGUUGCUAAAGCUGCUGUCUAAAACCUUGGAUACAAUUGAUGAUGACAAGUGGGUGUGUCAGUUGGCAGCUGAGGCAACAAGAUAUCUCCCCACGUAUAACACGGCCUUAGAGGAGAAGAGUUUCCUGUAUCGAUGUAUCGGAGUCACACUCCAACAGUGUUUCAACAAAGAGCUGGUUAAAAAGCAGCUGCAGGAAAUCCUCCUUACAGCUCGUCACAGUGAUGCCAUCGAACGAGAGGGAGUUGCGAUGGGCGUGGGUCUGUGUGCAAACAGCCACUUAGAGGGAACUCUGGCCAAACUGGAGGAGUUUGGAAAGUCAGACGCCUUCAAGAAGUCACCGAGUAUCUUCAACCUGCUCAAAGAGCGUAACGAUGUGGAGAUAGAGAAAGUCAAAAGCACUUUGAUCUUGUGUUAUGGUCAAGUGGCUUUGAAUGCUCCUCCAGAAAAGAUACUGAACAGAAUAGAUCAAGACAUCCUUCGCUGCAUCAGUAAACACUUCAACACUAAGGUUCUUGGGAUUAAAGUAGAGACAAAGGACCUGACUAUGAAGCUCAGUUUGGUCCAGAGUGUGGGGCUCAUAGCCAGAGCAAUUGGAGAGUGUGUGAAGAAACAAGGCUACGUCUUCUCUCGCAAGCAGGAGCUCAUUAACGUCAUGUUGGAUUUCAUCAAAGCCGAGCCUGCUGAUGUAAUGAGGACUCCAGUACGCCAUCUUGUGAUGACUACAUGUUCCAACCUGAUCCCACUGGACCCCGCUCUGAGUGAGAAUGAGAUCCAUGACUUGCUAAAGGUGUGUGUGAACAGUGUGAUGUCUCUGCCACCUGAGACGAGCACUCCAGAGAAAACUAAAGAGGAUGAGACACUGGACCCCAAGCAGAGGAAGGAUUUGUACAGAGACACGUUUACUGCACUACAGGAGCUACUGAAAAGUGUCCUCGCCAAAGACCCCACACCUGAUGGCCUACAGACUGUCUUCAAGCACAUUGAAUCUUGGUUGAGCUCCGAACACGACCAUGAGAGAGAGAGAGCUGUCACAGCUGUCGCUCACAUCCUGGCUAACUUCCUGGAUAACCUGACUGUCAAGAACAUGGUAUCGUUCCACAACCUCGGCUCUCUGCUGGGUCGUCUGUCUCCCCGAUGUUCUGACCCUCAUCCUGCAGUACGCACUGCUGCUGUCGACUGUAUUUACACGCUGCUUUAUAUACAGCUGCGCUAUGAAGGUUUCUCCUUGGACUAUAAGGAUGAAGCUGUAGACAGUCUGUUGCCCCUAAAAGAGCAACUAGAAAACCCCGACCACUCAGUUCUAUACAAGACCUGCUCCGACCUCACCAAGGUGAUGAGUAAGCGUCUGCCUCAGGAGCAGCUGUCCACGUUGGUCUUUAUGCUGUUCGAAGGACUCGCAGACAGUCAGGCGAACUGCUGCAGAGCUUCAUCUGUCAUUCUGAAUACGCUGCUGAAGAACAGAGGAGGAGGACUACAGGAUCAGGUCCCACAGAUGCUGGAGGUGCUUCAUGCGCGUCUGCAGAGCGUCACAGAGGAGCAGGUGAGAGUGGCAGCAGGACAGACGGUACUCAUCCUGGCUUCUCAGCAUCUUCAGACUGUGAUCAACACACUUGUAAACCAACCACUUCCUUAUGACAGCUGGAUUAGUGAGAUGUGGAUGGCCUUGGGGGCCGACCCCAUUGUAGCCAAUCAGAUUAUAGAGAUGGUGAUGGAGAAGCUCGUCAUCAUGGCGCCGUACGUAGACAGGAAGGAGUCGAUGAUGAGAGGAGGGAUGACAAAGAUGGCCACCAACCAGCCUCUGGCUAUGACGUGUGGACUCAAAGAGCUGUUAUUAAACGGUCAGAGUCAGGAGCCAGCUGUCAGCAUGUUUCCUCAGCUCUUCUCUUGUCUCACUGUCAGACUGGGAGCAAGUGUCGGGGUCUAUGCACCCAGAGAUAAUCACAAUAAGAAUGCCCCCUCCGUCCAUGUAGCAGGGGUAGCAGCAGAUGCGCUGCGAAUCUUGUUAGCACGAGCCCAGUUAGACGAAGUGAUGAAGAGACUGGAUGAAGAUAACGCCUGGGAAGCAAUGAAGGAACAAAAUACACACAUUACUGGAGUUGCACUACUGGCACGGGCAAUGGCAAAGCAUGCUGGUCCUAGGCUGCCCUCCAUUGUGGAGUGUCUGUGUCCCUCUCUGAACAACAUCUACGAGUGCCAGAGAGUCACUGUCACAGCUUUCUUCUCUGAGCUCUUAAACCAUCACGUGGUGACAGAGCUGAUGCUGAUAGAUGUGUUGAUGAACAACAUGAUGGAGAGGAUAUCGGAUCCUUGUUGCACUGUCCGGAUGUUGGCUGUACGGGGGCUGGGCAAUAUAGCCGAAGGAUCACCUGAAAAGGUGAACAAAUAUGCAAAGGAGCUGCUGGCAGCCAUGAGUUCAGGCAUGGAAGAAAAAGAUGAUCCUGGUAAACUGAUCACGCUUGAAGCCAUGUCAGGUCUUUCUAAAGUCCUCCUCUAUCUGGACAAGAAGAACGUCCACUUACUGGUGGUUUAUAUCUUCAUGAAGAUCAAACCAUUCCUGGAAAGUGACAAUGACGAGAUCCGCUGUGCUUCCAUCCAUCUAAUGGGGAACUUGUCUAAAUUUGGCUCAGGAGAGCCUGUGUUCAAAGACCAGAUCCACAAUGUCCUGGUCAGCCUGCUGUUACACCUGGUUGAUCCAAACCCACAGGUGGUCAAGGCGUGUAAGUAUGCAAUGCGAGUGUGUGCUCCUGUGGUGGGAUCAGAGCAGAUCACAGCCAUGUUUCAGAACCACCUCCACGAAGAGAAGAGCCUACACUAUGGAGAGUUCAUCAACGACCUCACAAAGUACCUGAUUCAGGACUUUCCUGGUAUGUUGAACUUUUAUCACAUCUCAGUCAUCCAAUUCUUCAAGAGUAACUGGCACGAGGUCCGAGCGGGAGCGGCCAUGUUUAUAGGGUUUCUGCUGGGGAAUCUUUCAGAGGAGCAUCUCUCCCACCUAAACAUGGGGACCGUCACUAAAGGUUUAGUGAUGCUGCUCCAGGACCCCGAUCCUGUAGUGAGAGCGAAGGCUGCUGAGGCCAUGGGUCAUUUCCACUGACACACACACACACACAACCAACACCUUCAUACACAUCUCAGUAUGUCCAUUAGUCAAAGACAAUAGAAAGCCACUACAUGAAAACAUGAUGAUUGAUGGGUAGUCAUUCUGAAAGUAAAGACCAGAACCCAAAGAGGAUACAAUAUUAAAACUAAAGCUUAACUUACAGAUUCACACAAUAUAAACACUAUUACACUUAUACACACAGAGUCCAUAUAUUCAGCUGUAAGGUGUGUGUAGCUUCUUUUAACUCUCGUACUUGAGAUGAAGUGAUCAUUCUUUAUUUUAGUGACCAAAGACUGUGUUCCUGUAUUCAGAAAGAAAUGUCUGUAGCACUCUGUUACAUGACCAGAGUUAUACUGUGUUGUACAAAUGAAACAAAGAAUCCGUCAACAUGUUUCUGAUGCCAAGCUUAAAAAAAACAGAAUGAAUGGAAGUAAAAAAAUAAUAGAAUAAAUAUAGUUUCUUUAAAUAUGACUUAUAGAUGAUGACAAGGAUGCACAUUUAAAGUUCAUAGCGUCAAGUGUGUGUGUGAGUGUGUAGUUAUACCAGCAGUUUGUGAUUGUGUGUGGAUGUUACAUUUUAGUUUCAUCAUCUUUUUUAGGGAUCGUUCCAAUAAGGUAUAGUCUUGAAGAUGAUUCCUCUGAAAAAUAUGCUUUCUUUUGUUUCACAAACCAGAUCUGAGCCUCAUAGCUGUUCUCCACAAAGAUAAAGUAAAUACUUUAUAGACACAACAAGCUCAAUGAAAGAGAGCUUCAGAAGGACUUCAACUUGUUCUAAGGUUUUGAGUCUAUGAUGGAAGUAAUUAUAAGAGGAAUGGCUUGUCACUUCACGUUGCUUUGUCGCCCUCAUCUAAUGUCAGAGUGCAAUAAACAGUAAAUACUUCUACAGCAACACCCUCUCUUACUAGUAAAAGAUAAGAGAAUAAAACAGAAUGUAUUUUGUCCAGCCUUCGGAGCUGUUUCAAAUGUGAACAGGCUUCAUCAGAACAGAUUUAAGACAUUAUCUUUCAUCUUCUGCUCCUCCAUUUCGGAGCCAUAAUCAUGCUGUUUACAUAUCACUGCCACCUUUUCAGAAUCAUUCCAGUGUGGUGACGGUCCCAGCAAACUACUCCAUUUCAUUCCAGUGUGUUUGAACAGAAAAGUCCCGUGUAGCCACGCUGAAAAAAUGAGGUUGUGCCAAAUGUUUGAUAAGAUAUAUAAGAAUAAUCGCACUAUGAGACGCUCUUAAUGAUUUUCUCUUUCUCUCUGAAUGCACUAAAUGUUGUUUCCAUGUAAUUAUUCCAGGAUAUGGUUGUACAGUUUUAGGGUAUCCCUGUGGAUUCACAGGCCUCUUACUAUCAUGUAAAUAACUGACUGAGUGUGUAUUAUGGAAGGAUGGCUGUAUAUGUUUCCAAAUUAUUUACCUAAAUGACUCCAAGGGGAGGGAAUAAGGUAGUCCCUUAUAAAAUCAUGGACUCAAGAACAAAGUAUUGCUCCUCAUGAAAUCAAUUAUAUUAGAUGUCUGUUGCACUUUUGAGCUCUGCCGUUUCCCCGUCUAAAAGAGAGAGUUGAUUGGAGGAUUGAAAUCUUAAUUUCCUUUACAUGUGGAGAACAUUUUUUCUUCUAGGAUCACUAAUAAAAGAUGUUUUCAGGGUAUUUGGUUUUUCCAACUCGGAGAAAGCCAAAUGUUUUCCAUAAAUUCACAAAUGUUUUUUUUAGAACAGGUAAUCAACAAUUCAAACCUUAACUUCAUUGUUGAAAUAAUAAAGGCUGCUCCUGGAUCUGUUUUGGUUAUAUUAGUGGCUUGUGGCUUCCAGCACUUUGUGACCAUGUGGCUAAGUUAAGGGUUAAUGGUCAAUCACUGCAUUUUUCUCCGUUUUUUAAAGAUGUUAUGAACUUAAUCUCAUUGAUGGGAUUUUUCAAUAUUUUUUUUUAACAUGCUGAAUUUUUGUUACAAUUGUCCCAGUAUGAAUGUCACAUGAAGGUACAGUUUAAUUUGUGAAUGUUUGCAUGUCACUAUUAUGUGUAACUGGACCACAGGAGAGAGAGUGGAUGAUGGCAAUCAAUGUCUUUAAAAUAAAGAAAUAAAGAUCUGUAAAAACAUUA